AUAUGCUCUGUUACUGUAGCAACGAGUUUAACAGAGCACUGUGGACAGGUUAUUGUUUAUAUUGCAGUUUGGACUUUUACACAUCAUUGAUAGUAGUUCAAUAUCUCAAGAAGCUCUGAAAUUCAUCCGGGGUUUACCAUGAAUUACCAUCCUUUCAAUGUGGAUUGGCUGGACUCUAGUCUCCAAGCAACAUUGUUACCUGGGAAACCAUGGCACAAGAUAUGUGAGAAAUUGGAACAUGCUCUUGCUCAUGAACUUGAAGGUCAUUUGAAGAAUCCUGAGCAAAGACAGAUAAUUUUUCAACUACUGGGGAUUCCUUAUGUACAGAAGCACUUCAGCAACUAUCCAGAUCAGCUCAGUUUACUGCAAACACCCAAUAUGACUGCUAGCCAACAUGAGCUUCAACUGCAGAGUACACAAGUUUGGCUACAAGAUCUGCUGACGAAAGUAGCCAAACAGUGCGGCUGCCAAAGGAAUCCAGCUGGUGAUUAUUCUGACCUGUCGUCCGAGAUGAUCAACUUCAUUGAUGACACAAAUAAUCUGGUUUUCAAGGAGAUGGAUCAGCUACUGGCAAGACAUGAGACAAAACAAAACGAACCUGUAUCCAACUUGGCACAAAGCUGUAUUACAUGGAAGAGCCCACGGGCAGAAUUGAUCAGGAGACAUCCUAAAUCAGUAGAGAGUAAAGACUUGCACCUGACAAUGCGGCGAGGAUCAGCAUUUCAGUUAACAACAAAUGAUGGGGACAACCUGCAGCCCAAGCUGAAUCCUCCACCACUGAGCAGUACGCAGAGUGAAAUACUUGGAGGUUCAAUCUGUGCCAUCCUCCAAACAGAUUGUGAACAAAUGCCUGUCAUUUUUGAACGGUUGAGGGGGAAGUUGCUUCCGACAACAUUGAGAAGCUUCACCUGGCUGGAUAAGCUGCUGAAAGUGGAGAAACAAAAUCAUGCCAUUACUUCAGUGCAUGUUGAGAAAACUAUUAGAGUGCAGUUUGGGCGGGUAGUUGCACACAGGGUUUCCGAAUUGAAACUGAAAAGUGCAACACAAUCUCCUAUUUCAAGACUGGUGGAAAAUGCUGUAGUUGAGAAAUUUGAAAAGACACCCUGCAUGCAGCCAUUUGCCACAAAUGCGCAGAUGAUUCUAGAGGCCAGUAAAGCACUCAACGUACUGUAUGUUUAUGAUGGAACAUAUGAACCCUACCUAAUCUACUGGCUCUUUCCUCUCCAGAUUGCUUUCAAACAGGCAUCAGCAAAGGCUGAACAUCCAUAUGAAUUGGCAAUGUACCUGCAUCUGCUCAUUUGCAAUCUGUUCCCAAGUUGGCCUGAAAUUUUUGGAAUGGCAGAACGAGUCAUGAAUCGUCUCAAAAAAGAAGACUCUGAAAUCUUCACACACCUUCAUUCCUGUUUCAUGAAAAACAUCCUAAUUGAGCCCGAGGAAUUCUUAUUGGAGCAGAUUGCUUGGGAGAAGACACAAGCUGAGGAAUUGCAUAAUAUUAGGCUUGGCUCUGAAGAAUUACCUCGCAUUAGCAAAGAAUUAUUAAGAAAUCCACUAAUUGUCUUCAGGAAAUGGAUGGGAGAGGGUUUUGUCAGCAUCUUGCAUCUGCCAGCGGUGUUGUUGAUCUGGGACCAGCUGUUCAUGCAAGACUGGAAGCUUCAGGUGAUGGAGGAUUUCUGCCUGGCUGUCCUCCUGCUACAGAAGGAAUAUUUGAUGGCGGCCACUGAUCAUCAAAGUUUGAAAGAGGUAUUCCUUGUUCAUGCCAGUCACCUAUAUACAUUAGAUAUUCAAAGAUCUUGGAUUCAUUUGCAACAAGGUGGCCUACCAACUGAUAUCCCUGGAUUGAACCAACUAAAAUUGAGGACUCUGAAUGGAAUAUUCACAAAGAACAACGGGUCAUUGAAAGGUAUCAGCAAUGACACAAAUCUUAAAAUCAGUAUCGGUGAGAUACUUCCUAUUGGACUAAAGAAUAUUUCAGUGAAACUAAUAUUGUUGAAAUCCAUGUCAGAGGUGUGGUGGAAGGACUUUAAUCCCCUUGAUGUGAAGUUAACUGUUUCUAUAUUCUACAGUAACUUGAUGUUGCACUCAAAGACCUCUCUUUGUAAACCAACUCUCUCGAAUAGAAAUGAAGAAAGAACACGCAAGGAGGCAACAAUGAGUGAAAUUGCUCUCGGGUUUGAUGAAAAAUUUGAGUUUGAGCUACUUGAUCCAUCCAUAUUCAAAGUCACGGAUCCAACUGAGGACCAGCCAUAUGUGAUUAUUAGACUGCUGUAUUCUCCCAAUGUGAAAGACUUUGGAGGAGUGACCAUGGGCUGGGUUAAGUUACACACAUUUUACCAGGAAACCAAAGCUACUAGAUUGGUGUGGGCAUCCAAUCCACAGUGUUUGGUCACUGUAUUGCAUCCUGGGAAGCCCCCUGACAAUGUUGCUGAAGGAGAUCCACCUUGCAGCUACACUGAACUUGUCCAGCAGGGAUCAGAGAUCGCACUGGCUAUUUACGAUCCAAUCCUGGAAAAGCAGAGACAGAAUGACCAGAAAACAGACAGGGAGAGAGUUUUGUCAUCUGAUGAAUACUUUCUUUCUCGGCCAUGGGUUGCCCAUAAUCCAGCUAUUGCAUUACCACAUCCAACAAUGGUAAAUGAGCCUUUUGAUCUGUACAUUGAUGCAAUACGUUAUAUCCCAGACAAUGCAACCAUUACCAAGGUGAUUGGACGAAUAGUGCAUUCAGGCCACAGUGACCUCCCUGAUAUCUUGGCUUUCCCAGUACUCAAUAGCCCAGCAAGGUGCCCAGAGUUCCAUUACUGCAUGACUAUAAAUGUGAAGGGCAAAGAAACACUAGAUCCCAAUGUGUUGGUUUUGCUUAGAGUGUACACAAUCGAUUUUGAUACAGGUGACCUGGUCAUUAUUGGCAACACCGUGGUUUCCUUGUUCAAUGAAAAUGGAGAGUUAAAUGUUGGAGGAUUCCAACUCAAAUUGAAACAAGGGAUGCCAUCAAAAGAACAGACUCCUCUUAAUGCACCAUCGUUCAAUCAUCAACGUAGAGUUCCCUGCUGUACUUUGUUAAUUCGACUUUUACCACACACACAGAAUCCUGUGCCUCCUCCAGACUAUCUAAGUGGAUUUUACUUCACUGAGGAUGCAAAACCAAGUAAAUCAGAUCUGCAGAUAAUUUCAUCCUUCCAGCAAAACAAGGAGUUCCCAAACUCUGUGGCCGAUGCAACAGCACAGUUAAUGACCAAGGAACAAAAGAACAUUCCUCCUGAACAGUGGAUGGCCUGGUACAAGAAAAGAUUAGACAACAGGAAACACCUUUUACAUGAGCAGCCAUCAGCACAUCUUAGUUUAGUCCGUAUGGUUCGAUACCACCAACGAACUGGAAUCCAUCUACGAAUUUCUCAGGUCUAUGGCUUGAAAGAAGAUGGCCUUUAUGUGAAUGCUUUUGCCAGAAUUCUGAAAGGAGACCAUGCUUUGCGAGUGCCUGAAACAGCUGAAGCUGGGGGCAGUGAAGAAAAAUUCUUGACCCGUCUGCAUGAUUUUGCCAGCCUUCAGAGAUCACCUCGGUGGAAAGAUCCAACUUGGGUGUUACAUCCAUGUUGGGAUACCCACAGUGUGCUACUCAUCCAGAUAUUCGGUAUCAAUGUUAUCUACAAACCUGAUCCUAGUGGUCAGCAUCCAGGCAAAGUCACAUCACACACAGGAGAGGAGCCAGAACUGGAUGCACUUUUACAGUUGGGGUGGUCAGCCAUUCCUCUUUUUUGUGGUCCAUACGUAAAUACUGGGCUCCAUAAUGCACCACUUUUUCAAGGUGCUCCAGAUGCUGAAUUCCUGAAUGAUGCACUUUCACGUCCUUUACAACAUGUCGUGGGAAACUGUCUGAAUAAAAACAUAUUGACACUUACAAAAGAAUACAGCAGCAUUGCAAUAGAAGUAUGGGAUGGACAUUAUUUUGAUGAUGAGCGUUGUGACUUACCGGUUAUUAAUGAUCUUCUCACAAUAGAUAAAAUGAAUAAAUUUCUAAAAGUCCAAUUGAACAAGAAGGGUAAGAACAUGACACAGCUUGUUCUUCAGAAUCUAGAUUGGAGAAUCCAGAAAUCUGGAAGCAACCGCCCUGAGUAUUUACGUGAGGAACAGUUUUAUGAAGAAGCAAUGGCAAAGGCAUUCUACACACUGGUGGAAUCAGCACAAAUGAAUGCAAGAUUUGACCCUCUCUGAAUGAAAAUUGGAUGACGUGAGCUACUUGUAGGUGUGAAGAUACGGACAGUGACUCAUAUAUAUAAAUUUCAUGACUAUGGGAGAUCCGUAAUCUUCUCGGAAACUGUUUUUUUAAAAACUACGUCUAAAAAAUUAUGCAUGUUUUAUUUUCUCCUGACAGGCUAUCAUUGCGCUUAUCCCUUUAAAAUCUUUUUGACAAUUUUUUUUGAACGAAUUAAAGUUUUAGUGAGAAGAUGACAAACUAAA
This is a messenger RNA of Rhincodon typus (whale shark), 4452 nucleotides long. RefSeq lists its product as uncharacterized. NCBI's taxonomy places the organism in Eukaryota, Metazoa, Chordata, Chondrichthyes, Orectolobiformes, Rhincodontidae. The record is from RefSeq and is a predicted model, not a curated record. The coding region runs from base 139 to 4206 and encodes 1355 amino acids. The transcript is spliced from 30 exons.